CUUGUCUGUGGUGCCAGUGGGCAGGCGUUGCUGCUGCGCUUCCGGGCAUCGUUCAAGGUGAGCCAGGGUCUUCGAGAAUCUACUCGCUCUUCCUACUGGUCACUCCCCUUUUCCAAAGGGACCCAUCCCCCGCAGCUCGCAGCCUAGUGUUCUAAGUACCGAAGCCAGGGCGCCCAGGAGAAGUCCGGGUAGCCACCAGAUGAGCAGAGUCGUCCGGAUGUGUGGGUCCCGGCGAGGUCCAACAAGCCCUAGACCCUGUGACUCUGGUUUGCUGCGCGGGGUAGGUUGCGACUCCGGUCUCCUGGCGAUCCUGGCCAUCCGGAAGCUUAGCGUGACUCCUCCCCUUAGUCCUCGUGGUCCCCACCAGGCGGCGCCGUCAGUCCCGCCCGGGUUUCCCUGCGGUUGCAAGCCCUGGCCACCCCAGGGGUUUUGAGAUUGGCAAGGAGAGAGGUGAAGAAAUGAGCUCUCAGAGAGCUUUCUACCAGUAGGAAUAAGUUUCCCUCGUGGACUGUGCGUUUCAUCGUUAGACUCUCUUGGAGUACAUGUGCAAAUCCCUAGCUCCACCCCCAAAGAUCCUGAUUAAGUAGAUCUGGGGUGGGGCCUGGAAAUCAGCAUUUUAAACAACUGCUCCAGGUUGAUGCCCAGAGUCUGCGGAUCUCAUCUUUGGAAACACUGGUAUAACUGAUGGAGAGGAACAUUGCGUUGGGUUGGCUAUGGGGCUGUUUAUCCUCCGGAAGGCUUCCAAGAGGAAGUGAUUUUAGCUUUGCUUUGUAUUGAGGCACCAGAAUAUACAUUACCCUACAGUGAUGAAUUCCUUCCCCGCUACCAGCAGGAUGCAGAAGAUCUCAGUGCUGCUCUUCCUGGCCUGGGUCUGCUUCCUCUUCUACGCCGGCAUUGCUCUCUUCACCAGUGGCUUCCUGCUUACCCGUUUGGAACUCACCAACCAUAGCAGCUGCCAAGAGCCCCCAGGCCCUGGGUCCCUGCCAUGGGGGAGCCAAGGGAAGCCUGGGGCCUGCUGGAUGGCUUCUCGAUUCUCUCGGCUUGUGUUGGUGCUGAUAGAUGCUCUGAGAUUUGACUUUGCCCAUCCCCAGCGCUCCCACGGUCCUGGAGAGCCUCCUGUCUCUCUGCCCUUCCUGGGCAAAUUGGACUCCUUGCAAAGGAUCCUGGAGAUUCAGCCCCACCAUGCCAGGCUCUACCAAUCUAAGGCUGAUCCCCCCACCACCACCAUGCAGCGCCUGAAGGCCCUCACCACAGGCUCACUGCCUACCUUUAUCGAUGCUGGCAGUAACUUUGCCAGCUAUGCCAUAGUGGAAGACAAUCUCAUUAAGCAGCUCGCCAGUGCAGGAAGGCGUGUGGUCUUCAUGGGAGAUGAUACCUGGAAAGAUCUUUUUCCUGGAGCUUUCUCCCAAGCUUUCUUCUUCCCAUCCUUCAAUGUCAGAGACCUGCACACAGUGGACAAUGGCAUCCUGGAACACCUGUAUCCAACCAUGGACAGUGGUAAAUGGGAUAUGCUGAUUGCUCACUUCCUGGGUGUGGAUCACUGUGGCCACAAGUAUGGCCCUCACCACCCUGAAAUGGCCAAGAAACUUAGCCAAAUGGACCAGGUGAUCCAGGGACUUGUGGAGCGUCUGGAAAAUGACACACUGCUGGUUGUGAUUGGGGACCAUGGGAUGACCAUGACUGGGGACCAUGGAGGAGACAGUGAGCUGGAGAUCUCUGCUGCACUUUUUCUGUACAGUCCCAAAGCCCUCUUUUCUGGUGACCCCCCAGAGGAGCCGGAGAUAGUUCCUCAAAUCAGCCUUGUUCCUACGCUGGCCCUGCUGCUGGGCCUGCCCAUUCCGUUUGGGAACAUUGGGGAGGUGAUGGCUGAGCUGUUCUCAGAGGGUGAAGAUGCCCAGCCUCACUCCUCUGCUCUGGCCCAAGCCUCAGCUCUCCAUCUCAAUGCCCAGCAGGUAUCCCGAUUUCUUCACGCCUACUCAGCUGCUUCUCAGGACCUUCAAAUUACGGAGCUUCAUCGGCUGCAGAACCUUUUCUCCAAUGCCUCUGCUGACUACCAGCGGCUUCUGCAGAGCCCCCAGGGGGCUGAGGCAGCACUACAGACUGUGAUUACUGAGCUGCAGCAGUUCCUGCGGGGAGUUCGGGCCAUGUGCAUUCAGUCUUGGGCUCGUUUCUCUCUGGGUCGCAUGGCGGGGGGUGCUGCUCUCAUGGCCGCUGCCUGCUUUCUUUGUCUGCUGGUAUCCCAGUGGGCGACAUCCCCAGGCUUCUGCUUCCGCCCCUUCCUCCUAAUACCCAUGGCCUGUGGUCUGGCUGGUACCAUAGUGUGUGCUGGACUCCUGACAACUACUGGGCUGAGGCUGGAUCCAGUGGUCCUAGGGGCUAUGGCUGCAGUGGGCUCACUCCUGCCUUUUCUGUGGAAAGCAUGGGCUGGCUGGGGGUCCAAGAGGCCCCUGGAAGCCCUACUUCCCAUCCCUGGGCCUGUCCUAUUAUUCCUGCUCAUUCGCUUUGCUGCUUUCUUCUCUGAUAGCUUUGUUGUAGCUGAGGCGAGGGCCACCCCCUUCCUUUUGGGUUCCCUCAUCUUGCUCCUGAUUGCCCAGCUUCACUGGGAGGGCAAGUUGCUCCCACCUAAGCUGCUCACAAUGCCCCGCCUUUGUUUUCCGGCCUCCACGGGCCCGCCCCGACACAGUGGUACUUAUGCCCUGGGACUUGGAGUAGGGUUGCUUUUAUGUAUAAGGCUAGCUGGGCUUUUUCAUCGCUGCCCUGAAGAGACACCUGCUUGCCGUUCCUCUCCCUGGCUGAGUCCCUUGGCAUCCAUGGUGGGUGGUCGAGCCAAGAAUCUGUGGUAUGGAGCUUGUGUGGGGGCUUUGGUAGCCCUGUUAGCUGUCGUGCGCCUAUGGCUUCGCCGCUAUAGCAAUCUCAAGAGUCCUGAGCCCUCUGUGCUCUUUGUGCGCUGGGGGCUGCCCCUAAUGGUACUGGGCACUGCUGCCUACUGGGCGCUGGCGUCGGGGGCUGAUGAAGCACCCCCACGUCUCCGGGCUUUGGUUGCUGGGGCAUCAGUUGUGCUGCCUAGGGCUGUGGCCGUGUUGGCCGCUUCAGGGCUCAUGCUGCUGCUCUGGAGGCCCGUGACAGUGCUAGUAAAGGCUACGACAGGAGCCCCAAGGACCAGGACUGUCCUCACUCCCUUCUCAGGCCCCCCCACUUCUCAGGCUGACUUGGAUUACGUGGUACCUCAGAUCUAUCGACACAUGCAAGAGGAGUUCCGGGGCCGGCUAGAGAGGACCAGAUCCCGGGGCCCCCUGACUGUGGCGGCCUAUCAGUUGGGGAGUGUCUACUCAGCUGCUAUGGUCACGGCACUCACCCUCUUGGCCUUCCCACUUCUGCUAUUGCAUGCAGAGCGCGUUAGCCUGGUGUUCCUGCUUCUGUUUCUGCAGAGCUUCCUUCUCCUGCAUCUGCUUGCUGCUGGGAUACCCAUCACCACCCCUGGUCCUUUUACUGUGCCAUGGCAGGCAGUCUCUGCUUGGGCCCUCAUGGCCACGCAGAGCUUCUACUCCAUGGGCCACCAGCCUGUCUUUCCAGCCAUUCAUUGGCACGCAGCCUUCGUGGGAUUCCCAGAGGGUCAUGGCUCCUCCACCUGGCUGCCUGCUCUGCUGGUGGGAGCCAACACCUUUGCCUCCCAUCUCCUCUUUGCAGUAGGUUGCCCAUUGCUUUUGCUCUGGCCCUUCCUCUGUGAGAGUCAAGGGCCCCGGAAGAGGUGGCAGUCCCUAGGGAAUGAAGCUGAAGCCAGAGUCAGGCCUGAGGAGGAAGAGGAGCCACUGAUGGAGAUGCGGCUCCGGGAUGCACCUCAUCACUUCAAUGCAGCGCUGCUGCAGCUGGGCCUCAAGUACCUCUUUGUCCUCGGUAUUCAGAUUCUGGCCUGUGCCUUGGCAGCCUCCAUCCUCCGCAGGCAUCUCAUGGUCUGGAAGGUGUUUGCCCCCAAGUUCAUUUUUGAAGCCAUGGGCUUUAUUGUGAGCAGCGUGGGACUUUUCCUGGGCAUAGCUUUGGUGAUGCGAGUGGAUGGUGCUGUGAGCUCCUGGUUCAGGCAGCUAGUUCUGGCCCAGCAGAGAUAGCCUAGGCGGCUAGUGCUGGUUUGUGGCCACAGGCAGAGCUGGAGAACAGUCUAGCCUGGCCUAUAUAGGUGCUGGAUCAUCUGCAAGAGAGGCUUAGCUCCACUUUUUACCACCAUGCAGCCAGGAGCUACUGACACCUGGGACUUCAUUAUUUUAUAAUUCAAAAUCAUAGUGGGGCCUGCUCCCUAACUCUUGCUUUCGAGGGUGGCCUCCAAAGAAGAAUAAACUAAUAAUGUAAAUAUGUGUGUCUGAGAGGUGGCAGAGCCCCCACUGUCCUACAGGGACUAGGGGAAUGGUCACUCUCCCCUUCCAUGAGGCACAGAUAACAUCGGCCAUCUUAUGCAGACCUGCCUAUGCCUGAAAACCUUUGGGAAGUGUUUGAAAGUGUCUGAAUUCACUUCCCUUACUUCCUCCUCCUCCUCCUCCUCCCCUUACUUCAUUCCUGUUAUCCCACCUGCCAUUUUUCUUUUCUUUUCCGUGUAACGUAUUUUAUUAAAUUCUUAUCCUUUGGCUGAUAGCAGAGACUGAUGGAAAGACAAGCCCAGGCAUCAUGGAGUACACAGACUCAUUGUCUAAAACCCGAAAUGGUGCUGUAUUCCCUCCUCUAUUGGGUUCUUUCACCCCAGAGCACCCUUUGUCCUUCACUUCUAGGACAAAGUGGCUUAGGAGGCCACCUUAGGUUUCCAACAUUUGCUAUCAUUUAUCAGACCUAAUGCCCUUCUUACAUAGCAUUUCAUCUUGUCCCAUUGAUUAUUCCAGACUUGAAACCAAAAUUAUAAGUUUAAAGCAUGACCCUUGUGCUCUCCAUCCAUCUCACUAUUGUGUCACAUUGAAGUGCUGGCAUGAAAUUCUCAUGGAAAUGUGCCUCAAAGGAGGGUGGGGGGAGGCUCUGAAGAGAAGGGUCAGGCCUGCUAUUUGAUGUUCAGGAAUGCCCAGGACAGGAGGAGAUGAAACAACUGAAAGAAGAACAGAUGUAAAAUUGUGGAAUAGCACUUCUUCUUGGCAGAAAGAAGACAAGCUGCUUAGCAGUGAGUGUGAAGGAAAGGCAUUCACGGCUGUGGUAGCUAAAGAAAGAGAUGGAAUUAUUAAUGGCUAAUAGUUUGUAGUGCCACAUAGGUCAACAGAAAGAUGAUAAGAAAUGUAUACUAUCUCAGGCAAUUAGAGGAUAGGACAUUGGUAACCUUGGCAGGGAUACACUAAAAAAGAGAGAAGUUAGGCCCCAGCUAAGACUAAAAGAAUUAGAAAAAAGUCCCUUUGCUUUUCUCUGUCUCGUGGACACCAUUCCCAGGCAUCAUUUAAUAAGCACACAGUACCUCUGUGAGAAGAAAAGACCCUAUUCCAUCCCUAGCACCAAUGGGAAGGAUUUCAGGACUCCAGUUCCUCAGCUUCUCCUAGUCAGGUUCCACCUCGUCCUUUCUUUUUCUUUCUUUUUUUUUUUUUUUUCUUGGCAGGGAGCCUUUUUUCCUGGAGCCUAAAGCCUAAAGCCUAAGGAAAAUACGCUGAUCUGCCAUCGGCUAUUUCCUUUUCUUCUGAUCUAACUUCAAGAUCCUUUUGGAGAAAGAUAUAUGGUUAAAAAUUCUUAUCCCUGCCUCCUAGUUGACAUCAAAACACCCAUUCCACACUAACUCACUGUUUUUCUAAAGAGCUUUAUUGAGGUACAAUUCAUAUAAAAUUUGGCCAUUUAAAGUGCACAAUUCAGUAACUUUUGGUAUAUUCACAGAGCUGUACAACUCACCAGAGUCACUUUCAGAACAUUAUCAUCACCCCCAAAAGAAACUCAGUACAUUUUCCUAUCACCCUCCAACCCUCCCUACCUCCAUCCCUAAACUUAGGCAACCACUAAUCUCCUUUCUGACUGUGUUUUCUAUUCUGGACAUUUUAUAUAAAUGGAAUCCUACAAUAUGUGUCCUUUUCUGUCGGGCUUCUCACUCAGCCUAAUUUUUCAAGGUUCAUCCAUGUUGCUUCACGUAUCAGUAUUUCAUUUCUUUUUUAUGGCCAAAUAAUGUUCCAUUGCAGGGAUAUAUCACAUUUUGUUUAUCUGUUCAUUCAUUGAUGGCCAUUUGGGUUCUUAACACCUUUCAGUUUUUACAAAUAAUGCUGCUUUGAACAUCCAUGUAAAAGUUUUGUUUGGAUGUAUGUUUCUCAUUUAUUUUUGGUAUAUACCUAGUGGUAUAUUGUGGAAUUGCUAGGUCAAAUGGUACAUCUAUGUUUAACUUUUUGAGGAACUGCCAGUUUGUUUUCCAGGGCGCCGUACCACGUAAUACUCUCAUGGUUAGUGUAUAAGGGUGCCAAUUUUUGCACAUCCGUGCCUUAUAAUUACUACUUUUGAUUCUAACCAUCCUAGUGGGUGUGAAGUGGUAUCUCAUGGUUUUGGUUUGCAUGCACUUGAUGACUAAAGGUAAUGAGCAUUUUUCUUGUGCUUGUUGGAGAACUGUCCAUUCAGAGUCUUUCUCUGUUUAUUAAUUGAGUUUUUUCCUAAUUUUUGAGUUAUAAGCAUUGUUUAUAUAUUCCAGGAAUACAUACCUUGUCAGAUACAUGAUUUGCAAAUA
This is a messenger RNA of Mustela erminea (ermine), 6652 nucleotides long. It is a transcript of the gene PIGO, whose product is annotated as phosphatidylinositol glycan anchor biosynthesis class O. NCBI's taxonomy places the organism in Eukaryota, Metazoa, Chordata, Mammalia, Carnivora, Mustelidae. The transcript is spliced from 10 exons. Gene Ontology annotation, molecular function: mannose-ethanolamine phosphotransferase activity. Gene Ontology annotation, biological process: GPI anchor biosynthetic process. Gene Ontology annotation, cellular component: endoplasmic reticulum membrane. Bases 807 to 4103 code for a protein of 1098 amino acids. The record is from RefSeq and is a predicted model, not a curated record.